AUGGAGUUAAACAACCCAGGGGGCUUUCGCUCCCAACGCUCAUACCCCAACCUCCACCAUGUCUCCCUCGCUCCACUCACCCCCCGAUUCCCCAUAGACGACGACAUCGAACCAACAGACUACUUCAGUCCACGCGACACUCUCGAACCAACACCCAGCGGGUCCAAAACACCCCCACGAACUUCGUACUUCUCUAGCGUCUCCGUCCCCAGCACUCCACCCAUCCUCUCACAUUCGCGAACGAUUCAAAUCUGCAAUCUCAUACCCGGGAACUUUCUCUCCCACUCCACCACCAGAGUCAUCAUCAGCAUAAGAAAACAUCCAGUUCACCCCAUAUACGCCGACCACAGAGCGAACACGCCCACAGCCAUGCCCAACCCCCCCACGACCAAAUCAGACGCAGAAUGGAUGCUCCGCGCCGGAAUAGCCCUCGCUUCCUCGACCCGCGAAGAAAAAGGCCAAAGCUGGCUAUCCAAACGCGAAAGUUCAACCAGUCUCGUCACCGAGAUCCCCAUCGACAAUGAGCCGACGCAUCACCGGCACCACUGGCGCACGAAGUCGGGGUCGUCACGAAAGUCUCGGCCGGGUUCCGGUCUUGAGGCUGAUUUUGUGGAUGAGCGGAUUCGGGCGGAGAUGGCUUCCUUGCAGCGGGGGGAUGGAGAUGGAGAUGAUUAUUACGGGGAUGGCUUCGAAGGCGAUGAGGAGUACUGGGAUGGAGAGGAAUACGGGGAUGAAGGGUCCGAAUACGAUUAUUCCUCCGAUGAGACGCCGGAUGAAUUUGACGAAGCUGAUUUGCAGCGACUCACGCGUGAGCGUGGAUUCGGGUUGGGAAGUUGGAUUGAUCGAUUGGUUGAGUGGACUUUGUUUGGCGUUGAGGAAUGGCCUGCUCCGGGUCUUUCGUCGACGGCUGCGACGCGCAUUGGGACUACGCCUACUACUACGACUGUGACGUUUGAAGAACCGCUGGCUGGAGGUAGUCUCGAGCGGGAUGAGGGUCAUGAUAAUUUAUCCCUUGCGUCUGCGGAGUUGGAUCGGUAUUCUGAUAUUGAUUCUGUUUCCCAUGCCGAGGAGCCGGUUGUUGUUGAGAAGCCUGGGGAACAGGGUGGAUGGGAGGAUGCGAGUUGGUUGUUCCGGGUUGUGAAGCGUGCCAUCAUAUAA
Molecule: messenger RNA, 1158 nt
Organism: Penicillium cosmopolitanum
Lineage: Eukaryota; Fungi; Ascomycota; Eurotiomycetes; Eurotiales; Aspergillaceae
Product: DUF3984 domain-containing protein
Exons: 4
Coding region: 1-1158 (385 amino acids)
Source: RefSeq, a predicted model, not a curated record